AUGAAAACCUCAUCCAUCGCCCUCACCCUUGCAGCAGCUGCCGUUACGAGCGCACAGGAUCCGUUUUACAACAUCAGCUCUGCACCAUUCUUUCUAGUCGUCACAUCCGAAGACGGAAAGGUCAAUGACACGCUAAGCGCCUGUCACGUCGGUGCAGCCAUCGAAUCACUCUGCCUCAGCAAUGCUGGCGUAGGUGACAGCCCGGAACCCCUCGACGGCGCACAAUUCCAAUUCAACACAUCCGUCUACUCUCAAGCACCGGAGGACGGCUUCGGCGUACCAGGCAUCUUGACAUGGUGGUUGAACACCACCACCCUCGACAUUCCCUCUUCAGCGGCUUUCAACCUCGACCCAACUUCCAACCUUGCAGGCAUCACUCUCAGCCCCGGAAGCGGAAGCGAUACGACUAUGCUGGCUUUCGACUCCCAGGACGAACUUACGUAUCAGGGCUACGUUCGCGGCGAGAACAACACAGGCAACUAUCAGGAAUUCUACCGCUGGUACAACAACCUGGCAUGGGGAUUGGGUGCGGGCAAGCCAGACAACCCAACUUGUGUCUCGGUCAACGUGACGAGGAUUAACGCCGCCAUGUUCAAACUUGUUCCUAUCCUUCUUGCUUUUGCAGCUCUCACUCACGCUGACGCUGAUUGCGAAUACGAUUGUGAACCCAUCUACACCGUACAAUCCGACCCCUUCAAUCUCGUCCUCAUAUCCGAAGAUCCUUCCCUGAACGGCAAAACACUAUCUGCAUGCCAUGCGGGUGCAGCAGUUUUCACGCUCUGUCCCACGCUUUCAGAAGAAGGGGCCCAGUAUCCCGUUGUCCUGACCCACAACACAACCGACACUGCCAUCACAAACAUCUUCGGCACCCAAGGCAUCCUUUCCUGGACCAUCCCCUACGACCCCUACCCCAUCGACCUCUCCGUGCUCCUCCAACCCCAAGACAUUGUCCCCUUGUCCAUUGCCCAACUGGCCAUGACCUACAGUGGCGACGGCAGCCUCUCUUUCGACAGCAACGACAUACUCAACUUCCAGAAUCCGAUUACUUGGGGGGCGGAGAAACCUGAAAUGGAUCCGCCGAGUUGUAUUAAGCACUUCGUCAUUCUUUCGCAUCGCAUCGCCCUCAUGAUUCCUACAUUGUUUUUCUUCCCUUUGGCCCUACUUACAAAACCUACAACCGCACAGUCUUCUCCCUCCUCCUCGCCAAAUACGCCUAUACCUAGCAGUUCUACGGAAACAAUCGUCGAUGUCUCCAGUACCUUUACGAGUACCUACUCCGCCGACUUCUCGAGCGGUCUCCCGGGCAUUGUCCUGAGCACAUUCACCUCCGGGCGGCAGAACGCCACCGCUACCUCGUCGACGACAACACAAGAGGUGACAGCCAUAGUCGGGCUGUCUCCUUCGACCGAAUCCUCAAACGGCACUGCUUCAUCGACCACGAAAUCUGCUCGUCCAAGCCCGACUAAUACUCAGCCAUGCAAUGGAUACGUCGAGUUUUGCCAGAGGAGGUUUUCCAACAUCUCUAUGGUCGUCGCACAUAACAGCCCAUUCGUGAGGCCGCACAAUGCAGCCAGCAACCAAGACUACCCAGUGCUUAAUCAGCUCAACGAUGGAGUUCGAGGGUUGCAGUUCGAGACCCAAAAACCCAACGAGACCUCCGCUAUACGCCUCUGCCAUACCUCCUGUAACCUGCUCGACGUGGGUACCCUCGAAUCAUACCUCGCAACGGUCAAAGGCUGGCUCGACCAAAACCCGUUCGAAGUCAUUGCCAUCAUGAUGGGCAACAACAACGGUCAGGAUACUCGAAACCCAGCGACAGACUAUAUCGCACCUUUUCAGAACUCAGGAAUAAUGGAAUACGUAUGGACACCGCCUUCGGCUAGUCUGAAUCUGACGGACUGGCCCACAUUGGCCGAGAUGAUUAUUAGAAAUAAGCGUGUCGUGGUGAUGUUGGACUAUGGCGCAGACCAGGAACAAGUCCCGUGGCUGCUCAGCGAAUUCAACUAUCAGUGGCAAACACCCUUUUCGCCAACCGAUCCCUCGUUCCCUUGUACGGAGCAACGACCCCCGAAUCAGCCAGAAGAAGUCUCACGCGAGCGCAUGUACGUGAUGAAUCACAACCUGAACAUCGAAGUCAGCCUCCCGGGUGUAAGCAGCAUCCUCAUACCGGCAUACUCCCUCCUCGAUGAGAUCAAUGCUGUGUCCGGAAACGGCAGCGUUGGUCUUAACGUACAAAACUGCGAAAAAAUGUGGACUCGUCCACCGAAUUGGAUACUCGUCGACUACUACAACUACGGCAACUUUAAUGGCUCUGUCUUCCAGGUUGCUGCGACGGCCAACAACGUCACGUACAACGAGCAGUCGUGCUGUGGCACAGAGAGUACCAGCGCGGCACAUAUUCUGAGAAGUCAAGGGCUUCUCAUAGCUUCAUUGUUCGUCGGCGCUUAUCUGUUGUGGUGA
Alternaria arbusti is the source of this 2460-nucleotide messenger RNA. RefSeq lists its product as uncharacterized. Gene Ontology annotation, molecular function: phosphoric diester hydrolase activity. The record is from RefSeq and is a predicted model, not a curated record. The transcript has 7 exons. Gene Ontology annotation, biological process: lipid metabolic process. Lineage: Eukaryota; Fungi; Ascomycota; Dothideomycetes; Pleosporales; Pleosporaceae. Bases 1 to 2460 code for a protein of 819 amino acids.